Vicia villosa (hairy vetch) is the source of this 1551-nucleotide messenger RNA. RefSeq lists its product as uncharacterized. Bases 1 to 1551 code for a protein of 516 amino acids. The transcript is spliced from 4 exons. Lineage: Eukaryota; Viridiplantae; Streptophyta; Magnoliopsida; Fabales; Fabaceae. The record is from RefSeq and is a predicted model, not a curated record.
AUGGCUAACAACGUGACGGUUACCAAAGAGGUUACUAGGCGCACCUUCACCUGCAGUUUCUUCCGUGAGGAUAUAACGCCUCUGAUUCGUUUGAGCACUUCAGUUACUGGGCAAAACUUGGAUGAGUUCAGGAAAACAUACGGUCAUAUCCUACACAUGUUAACUUCUCGGGUUGAUGAAUGGGCUCUCUACACACUUCUUCAGUUCUACGAUCCUGAGUUACGAUGUUUCACCUUCCCUGAUUACCAACUGGCACCCACCCUUGAAGAAUAUGCUGAUAUCCUCAAGAUUAAGGUUCAACACAGGAUUCCUUUUCCUAAUGGUGGAACCCACGGAUUCUAUGUUAAGUUUCUGAUGAGGAAAGCUGAUGCCCUUGUUAUUGAGAAGAAAUGGAAAGAAUUCAAUGCUCUCUUAGCUGUUAUGACCUAUGGCUUGGUGUUGUUCCCGAAUAUCCCGAAUUUCGUCGAUCUUACUGCCAUUUGCCUCUUUAUGGAUCAAAACCCUGUGCCUACUCUCUUGGCAGAUACUUAUUAUGCUGUUCAUUCCAGGUAUGGGACGAAGGGAGCCGUUGGAGGCUGUUUGCCGUUGUUAUACGAGUGGUUCACUUCACACUUGCCUAAAAGUGGACCGUUUGUCACAACAAAAGACUCACAGAAAUGGCCUCAAAGGAUCAUGGGGCUUACGGCAAACGACAUCGUUUGGUAUCACCUUGGGAAAGGGAUAGAGGAAGUUAUUACUAGAUGUGGUAGUUUUAACAACGUCCCCCUCAUAGGAACGAAGGGAGUUAUCAAUUACAAUCCAAGGCUAGCGCUGCGUCAGUUGGGUUUUGCACUGAAGGACAAGCCAUUGGACAAGGAAAUAUUUGAAUCUGUUUGCUUUAAGAAAGGGGCCGAUCCAGAGGGUCUAGAAAAAGUGAGGAGCGCCUGGAAUAGUAUUCAUACAGAUGACCGAACUUCCUUGGGAGGGAAGAAUGCCAUUGCUAAACAAGCCUACACUGAUUGGGUAAAAGAUAGAGUCAAGAAGCGCCUAUUGCCUUUCCCGAAGGUUAAACCAUUGUAUGAACAACCACCUGAAGUUUUAACUGCCACCGUGCCAGCUGAGGACUAUACCCAGGUACAUGUGGAAAACAUCCGGUUGCGUGAGAAAAGGGAAGAUGCUAAGAUAGAGUACUUCUUGGUGAAUCAGAAAAGGGCUGAAUUAGCACAUGAGAUCAUAAAAAAGGCCAUAAAAGAGGCAGAAGAGAAGCUCAAGCAAAAGUACAGAGAAGACUUGAAGGCCUGCAAGCUCCAGUUAGAAAAAGAGACUAAAUAUCAGCUGAAGACUAUGAAAAAGAAACUGGAAGAUGAGAUUACUCAGAGAAUAGCAGUCGAGACACAGCUGAAGGGAAGUCACCUCCGCUCCGCUCGACUAACAGAAGAGAAUGUCAAGCUCAGAGAUCAAAUGGAAAGUAUGGAGAAUGCACCUGAGAAAGAUUAUCUCCCAGAAUGUAAUGAUGAAUACAAUGUGGAAGGAGCAGGGGAUGGUGUUUGUUAUGGUAACAGCUGUGAGUGA